Molecule: messenger RNA, 454 nt
Organism: Diabrotica virgifera virgifera (western corn rootworm)
Lineage: Eukaryota; Metazoa; Arthropoda; Insecta; Coleoptera; Chrysomelidae
Exons: 2
Coding region: 68-244 (58 amino acids)
Molecular function (GO): serine-type endopeptidase inhibitor activity
Source: RefSeq, a predicted model, not a curated record
UAAAUGGAGUUUCUUACACUUCACAAAUAAAGUUUAUUUCAGAGUAAAGUUUUCCAAAAAAAAAACAAUGAAAUCCAUUUUCUUAUUGGUUUCUCUUGCCGUUGUCAGUGCCAGAGUGCCGUUAGUACCUGAAGAUCACAGGGUAAACCAUGCGGUAAACCAUUGGAUAAAACCAUCUCUUCCUUUGGGCAUCCAACCUUACGAAUGCUUCUUACCUGUUAAACCUACCUCCAUGCGUAGGUGAUGCACGCGUUAUUCCUGUUUACAGAUGGGACUUUUGGACUAAUCGAUGUGUAAGAGACUUUUACAAAACUUCAUGCAUUCCCUCCAGAAACAAGUUUGCUACUCUUAAACAAUGUCGUUUUGAAGCAGAACCAGUUUGCAAAUUGGUUGUAACUCCAUACUAACUUAUAAACGAUUUGUGAUUUAGAUGAAAUAAAUUCUGUUAAAGAUU